GAUACCACAUAAAAGCUGAGAUCCAGCGCUCUGAAGUCUGCCAUCAAUCCUUUCAUUCUGAAGAGGAGAGGAUACCGUCACGGCGAAGCUUUGUCGCCGGUAACAGCGAUGGGUUCCAUGGUGAGCUCUUGCUGCGGCGAUGAGAAGGUCACACAAGGAUUUGCUGGUGGAGGACCAGAGAGCACAACAUGGAGGUUGUUCACAUAUAAGGAGCUUCAUGCGGCCACUAAUGGCUUCAGUGAAGAUUACAUGCUUGGUGAGGGAGGAUUUGGAAGUGUGUAUUGGGGGAAGACUGCAGAUGGGCAUCAGAUAGCCGUUAAAAAGCUGAAAGCUAUGAAUUCAAAAGCUGAGAUGGAAUUUGCGGUGGAGGUUGAGAUUCUGGGAAGGGUGAGGCAUAAGAACCUGUUGGGUCUAAGAGGAUAUUGUGCUGGAGCAGAACAGAGGCUUAUUGUUUAUGAUUAUAUGCCAAAUCUUAGCUUGCUGUCGCAUCUUCAUGGUCAAUUUGCCACUGAAACGCAGCUGGAUUGGAAGAAGAGGAUGAACAUCAUUACUGGAUCUGCAGAAGGCCUUGUGUACCUCCACCACGAGGCAACGCCGCACAUCAUCCACCGGGACAUAAAAGCCAGCAACGUAUUGCUAGACUCCAACUUCGACCCCCUCGUCGCAGACUUCGGGUUCGCAAAGCUAAUGCCGGACGGCGUAAGCCAUAUGACCACCCGCGUAAAAGGUACGCUGGGUUAUCUCGCCCCCGAGUACGCUAUGUGGGGCAAAGUCUCCGAAAGCUGCGACGUCUAUAGCUUCGGCAUCCUGCUCCUCGAGCUCGUCUCCGGCCGCAAGCCCAUCGAGAAGCUCGCCGGCGGGAUCAAGCGCACGAUCACCGAAUGGGCCGAGCCGCUCAUCGCCGCCGGCCGUUUGGCAGAGCUUGUCGACCCGCGCCUCCGCGGCGAAUUCGAUAGCCAGCAAUUGCGCCGCAUCAUCCACGCCGCGUCCCGAUCGGUCCAGCCUGAACCGGAUCGCCGGCCGAGCAUGCGCCAAGUGCUUGAUAUUGUGCUCGGUACCUCCCCUGCUGCCGAUCCGGCUAAGAACAGCAAGUUGGGCAAUGCGAAGGAUAGUGAAGUGGGGAGUUCGGGCAUUAGCUCCAGUUCCGGUGCGUUGAGGCUGAAGAGCAUCAAAUACGGGAAAGAGCUUAUGGCGAUGGAUGAUGAUAACAGCAAUGAUGGUGAUAACGAAUAUGAUGAUGAUGAGGAGGAUGAUGAAAGGGAACGGGAGUUGAGCAAUAGCAGCGGUGAUGGGGGGAAUGGAGAGAGCAGGAGUAUGUAUGGGGUUUUUGGGGCGAUAGAGGUGCAGAAAAUGGGGAGAAACAGCUAUGGCCAGAAAGGGGAUGAGAUUAGGCGGACGGCGCUGCGUGGGUGAUUAUGGCGAUCGAAGGAGAGAAAGAACCAAACGAAGCCUAAGGGUCUACAUGAUGGCAAUAGAAAUGAUAAGGGGUGUCAAAUUGCUUGGGUCUACAUGAUGGCAAUAGAAGUGAUACGGGAUGUCAAAGUGCGUGUUUGUCAUCUACGAUCUCUUAGUAUUUGUUGGGCCCACUUUUAUCAAGAUCUUAUCAUAAAUUGUGAGAUAUCAUAAUGGGAAGCCCUGUAUUUGUUGCUCAAACACCUCAUGACAUCAACGACCUUCAAAGAAGAACUCAGAAUCAUAUGUGAGUCUAUGUUUAGAUAUGCGCAUAUGUGUAUUGAUUUGUUGGGUUGUACUUCAUUAAUAGUCGAUGUGAUAUGGAAAAUGAUAAUAUUUGCAUCUUGAUUUCUUUAGAGCAUUAACUAUCUAUAGGAAGCUUUUCAAUGGCCUAGGAUUUCUUGGCCAACAAGAAACAUCAACC
Messenger RNA from Dendrobium catenatum, 1876 nucleotides. Its product is annotated as PTI1-like tyrosine-protein kinase At3g15890. The record is from RefSeq and is a predicted model, not a curated record. Gene Ontology annotation, molecular function: ATP binding; protein kinase activity. Gene Ontology annotation, biological process: protein phosphorylation. Lineage: Eukaryota; Viridiplantae; Streptophyta; Magnoliopsida; Asparagales; Orchidaceae. The coding region runs from base 109 to 1413 and encodes 434 amino acids. The transcript has 4 exons.